CUGGGGGGCAUUUUGAAGACGGUUUGACGACGAUCCAUCGAAUUCAUCGUCGAUGUGCUGUAACAAGGCCGCAAUCAACCUGCUUUGUUGUUGCGGAGUGGGCAUGAGUCGACAGCGACCUGUUCGUGUGUCGCCAAACUAGCGCGACGUGUAUCGCUGCCUGCCGUGUUGUCGCGUGGGUGCUGUGCUGGUGCGCGCCGUCGAUGCUGGCCGCCACGCCCGAUCCCGACCAUCGACAGCAACCGGGCAAGAACGAGCCAAGUUGCGCUCUAAUGAGGCGUGCUGGCUGCCAGUAUUCCGUCCGCUGACCACGCUGUCUCACCUUUACUCUCCUCUCUCUCCACCGGUGCAGUGAUCAGUGACGGCGGCAUCAUUCAGCACCGCCUCGUGGCAGCUCCCUACGGACCAACCAAUACCCAUGGCGCCAGCGUGGCUUUGCUACACCCUGACACCUGCUCCCCAAUCGUAAGCUCGGCCAGGGCGGGCAUUGCAAUGUGAUGGCUCGCUUUUCCUUCCGGCCUAUCUUGCGGAGGCUGUCCAGCAAGCACUCAACCACCGCCGCCUCCACCAAGAGCGAUCCCAGCGACCACAGCACCGCCGCGACCUCCGCAUCGCCCUCUCCAUCCCCAGGCCCGCCGUCCUCCUCCAAGCCGCGGCGGGCCCGGAAAUCCGCCUCACUUGCAAAGCUCAAGGAUAAAGUCCGGCAGCUGGAAGACGGCGACCAACCUGCAGCUGCUGUCGCCGCCCACCAAGAGUCGCGUUCGAGCAGCGUGGGCGUGGUCGAAGAAGAACUCAUUGCACCAGCAGCCAGCAGCAGCGAGAACGGCGGGCAGGCGCCGAUCGGAGCGAUUCACGCGGCUAGCCGACCCGACCAGCAAUCUCACGCCGAGCCUGCCACACCACCACCUCCGCCAUCCGCGCUCGCCCUGGACGGCGACACCUUGCCCGAGAACCCCCUGCUGGUCGUGGAAGAGCCCACUCCCGAGGCAUUGGGUGCGCGAAGUGCUCGUCAGCGAGAACCGCCUCACCCCGGCUCACGACCAACUUCCUCAUCAUCGGGCACGCUGCAACGAGAUCACGGCCUGAGCCUGCGACUGGCAUACCCUCGCCCAUCCACCGCAGUGCCGCAGAGCCCACGCCAUCAAGCUUCAGCUCAACCGCGCCCUCGGAGCGUUGUGGGCAGCUCCGAUGCCGACGUCGUAGACGCACUCACUGAUCCUCCGCCCCAGCACGAGCCCACCCCUGCGAGCCCUUCGGUGCGUGCUCUGUCCGCAGCACCAAAAAUGGCUGCUACAAUGCAUCGCAAGAUCUGGGUGAAGCGGCCGAACGCAUCAGCAACGCUGGUGCAGAUCCGCGAUGACGAUCUGGUCGACGACGUGCGGGACAUGAUUCUGCGCAAGUAUGCCAACUCGUUGGGCAAGACCUUCGACGCUCCAGAUCUCACGUUGACCAUCGUCACGCGCUCAGAACAUGCUGGUCCACGGAGUUCACGCAUGUUGGGACCUGAAGAGGAGAUCUGCAGAACAAUAGACUCAUACUACCCAGGCGGCCAAACUGUCGAUGAGGCACUCAUAAUAGACCUGCCACAAAAGCGGACUCCGCGUCCCUCGCCGAGAGCAAUACACCACAGUUAUCAUGCCUUGGAUGAGUUCAGGCCCCCGGAAACUGGUUCCGACUACUUUCCCCCGAUGCCUGUCACCGUCCAGCCUGCACUGCCCAAUCACAUUGCUCGUGAACAUCACGGAUCGCUGUCGAGCGAGCACCCGAGGUCAAUGGCAGUGCUGACCACAGGCCAAGUGCCUCCUCUCCCAUCGCCUGGCACUGUCGGGCGCCGGCACCGCUCAGAACGCGAACACCGACCUCGAAUAGGAAGGCAGCAUACCUCCUCGCCUACCAUCAUCACGCAUGCCUCGCACGCCGAUCAAACAAACGUUCCUGCCUCGGCGGCCGCCUCUGCUCAUCUGACCCGCUCGACUAGAUCUCGAGUCGAUUCCUCGGCAUCGGAGGCCACACACCGACCUCACGAUCCGCCGACCGCACCUCCUCUUCCCACUCCCCCAGCGCCAGAAGCUCCGCCAACAGGCAAACCCGGGUCUGGUCCCCCGACUCCAAACACGGGCGCUCUCAAUGGCAUGCGCGGCCCUCGACCCCGUAAAGCGCGCAGGUCUACACCCGAUAAAUUGUCAUCCAAAGGACGAACGGGCACUCCUCAUUUCGACACAUAUAAUAGCAUAGCAGGUCUGUCGAGCGUCCUAGAUGGGUCGGUGCCGCCAAUCAACGUGCUCAUUGUCGAGGACAACAUCAUCAAUCUCCGUAUCCUGGAGGGCCUGAUGAAGAGGUUGAAAGUUCGAUGGCAGACAGCGAUGAAUGGGCAGAUAGCGGUGGACAAGUGGAGGACAGGAGGAUAUCACUUGGUGCUAAUGGACAUUCAAAUGCCAGUCAUGAAUGGAUUGCAAGCUACGAAAGAGAUCCGGAGACUGGAAAGAGUCAACGGGAUAGGUGUUUUCAGCUCGACUCCCGGGAGUAAUACCGAGAAAGGCCCAUUGGACGCCAAUGGCAGCGGUCAGGAUCAGGAAAAGACCCAUAAUCCAGACGAUGACAAGCUCGACAUGUCGAAGGGCCUAUUUAAGUCGCCCAUCAUCAUCGUGGCGCUUACUGCAUCCUCGCUGCAGUCCGAUCGACAUGAGGCACUGGCCGCCGGAUGCAAUGACUUCUUGACCAAGCCUGUUAAUUUCGUUUGGCUUGAACGCAAAGUCAAGGAGUGGGGUUCGAUGAUGGCGAUCAUCGACUACGAUGGAUGGCGACACUGGAAAGACUUGGCUGAGCAAGAGAAUGCGGGAAAGACUGAGGAACAAAAGCAAAAGGAGCGUGAGCAGGAGGAGAAGCAAAAGAAGAAGAUGGAGAAGCUCGCUAUAUUGCAAGAAAAGCAGCGAAAGACCGCCGAGGCGCAAGCCAAGGAGAAGGAGCGAAAGAAGCGUGAGAGCAUGGGAGAGCCACUGUCUCCGCCUGUUGCUGCGGAAGAGCCUCCGGUUGCCAACGGGAUUGCUGAAUGAGCAUGCCCCACUUUGAUGCGUUUUGAUGUUUCGCGCAAGGCUGUGGAGCGUACUGCGAGGUUCUCGUGGGAGUCACCUUUUGCAUAGCGGGCAUACGAGCGAUGGCGUUGUUGGAACACGUUGGAUAUUGAGCAUUUUUGGGUCUUCCCUAGUGAGUGAGAUGAGUGUGACAGCGGAUACCCUAUUCUUGCACAUGCCGAGCUAGAUUAUUUUACAUCAAUUGUCUGACUUGAGGUCAGAUUGAGCUCGUUACCUGGACUUUUCUGUCAAUUGAGUGCUAAUGAUGUGAAAUAUGAAAGAGGGUAACCAUUUUUGCAGAAGAUCAUACCAUUUGCCGAAAACUAAACGAUCAGAC
This is a messenger RNA of Cercospora beticola, 3408 nucleotides long. RefSeq names its product response regulator. The record is from RefSeq and is a predicted model, not a curated record. NCBI's taxonomy places the organism in Eukaryota, Fungi, Ascomycota, Dothideomycetes, Mycosphaerellales, Mycosphaerellaceae. Gene Ontology annotation, molecular function: phosphorelay response regulator activity; protein kinase activator activity. Gene Ontology annotation, biological process: osmosensory signaling via phosphorelay pathway.